AGAAGGCUUCAAGGCUCCAAGGUUUAGAUGAUGCAAGUUCGCGAAUGUUACGCGUCUCGAUUCAAAGGUCAUCACUUUUGGCGACCUUCGUUGGGUUUCACCUUGCUUCUUUCAUCAACACGUCUGUCGCACACUUGGCUUCCUCUUCCUCUUACUCCUCAUCAUUCUCGUCAAGCUCAAUCGUUUUGUUGAACACUCUCGGCGUCACACUUCAGGGCAUCGGCUUACGUCAACACUCGGAUCCUCAUGACUCUUGGAGACCCUCAACAGGACAAACGCAGUUGCACAGUCGAAGCCAUGAGUCUCAUUGAGUCCGAUUCGGAUGGUGUGCCGCAAGAGAUCGUUACGCAGGACGUGCUCAGAUAUCAAGAGGCCGCUCAAAGGGCCGAAGCUCGACGCGACGAGGACGAUGACGAUUUUGAGGCAGGCGGAAAGUCUCGAAAGAGACAACGCUCUGAGGCAGCAAAGCCUCAAAGCCCCAAAAGAAGUCGUCCUGUCAAACGAACAUCGCACAAGCCCUCAAUCUCAGCGGACCAACUAUCGAUGACAUCGCCAGCGUUGCAUGCGCUCGAUGACAUGCUCACCCAGGCGACGAUGCCUCUACACGAUGACAGUCCUCGUGACUCCACAAGACAAGGCUCGACGUAUAGCACACCUCUUUUCUUGCCCCUCGAUUCAGAAUCGCCCGAAAAUCAACGCGUGUCUGGUGCAGGCAAGAACUCGAUUGCACCCAGGCUCCUCCAAAUAUUUCAGACUCGUGCUACAUCUCCGAAGAAAGCAUCCGUACCACCAUCGUCACGUGCAGCUACCACAAAGCCUCGACGUCAACUCAGACCUCGGCCCUCUCCGAUCAGAGAAAAUACCCCAUCGCCAACAAUACGAUCAAUCGAAGCUACAGAUGAUGAUCAACGCCAGACAAUCACUAGCAAGAAGUUGCCAUCGCCGCCUCCAGCAUCACUCAUCUUUCCGGCCAAUAACACUGCCGCCAAUUUACAAGCACCGGAACUUUUCAGGUUGAUCUCCGACUUCGGUACCCUGGGCGUACAAAAGCUAGACGCAGCACAAGCCUGCAAAGCAAAGGAGAAAGAGAUCAGCGACCUACUCGCAGCCCAUCAGAAGGAGCUUAACGAGCUGUCAGCAAACUUGCAGAGGCUUGAAAAUGAGCAUGGUGUAGUCUUGGCAAAAUUGCAGGACAAUGGCAUUAAAAUAGACGGUCUCCAAAAGCCAUGAAGCGUCGUCCAUGACACUUCUUAGGCCGGGCCACGUUCUAUUAAUUGGCGCAACUUGUACCGGGUCAUCAAAGACUGCAAUUCGCAUGCUCUAUGAUGAAAGAAGUCGUGAUCGACGAAUCUCAACAGGAGAUGUGA
Messenger RNA from Dissoconium aciculare CBS 342.82, 1367 nucleotides. RefSeq lists its product as uncharacterized. Bases 247 to 1230 code for a protein of 327 amino acids. NCBI's taxonomy places the organism in Eukaryota, Fungi, Ascomycota, Dothideomycetes, Mycosphaerellales, Dissoconiaceae. The record is from RefSeq and is a predicted model, not a curated record. The transcript has 2 exons.